AGUCGACACAUCCUUUUCCGUCUCAAGCCACACACUAAACACACAGGCGCUGUAUGCUCAUCCCCAGGACAACAAAACACCCAGACAGAAACAAAAAUAACCAAAAUCAAAUUGCUGCAGCGCACCAUGGCCCAGGAUGGGGUGAUACUGCAAUUCAACUUUCCCACAUUCGGGGACUCCAUGCUUCAAAAGAUGGAUGCUCUUCGUCGAGACAAACGCUUCUGUGAUGUUGUGGUCCGCAUCAAUGACUUGGAAGUGCCUGGACACAAAGUGGUCUUUGCCGCUGGCUCCCCUUUCCUUAGAGACCAGUUUGUCCUUCAGGACUCUCGUGAAGUGCAAAUAUCUACACAGCAGGACGCAGAGGUUGGACAGAGGCUUCUCCUGUCCUGCUACACAGGGACACUGGAGUUCCCGGAGCUUGAAUUAGUACACUAUUUAACAGUUGCUAGUUUCCUACAGAUGGGUCAUAUUGUAGAGCAGUGCACCGAAGCUCUCAAUAAAUUCAUAAAACCACACGAGGUCAAAGGCGAGCGUGCAUCAUCUCGACAGCCAUCGAACUUCAGCUCACAGCGUGGCCGACCGGCUGCGGAGACAGCAUGUGAUGAAGAGGAUGAGGCGGACAAUGAUGGAGAAGAUGACUUUGAUGAUGAUGAUGACGAUGAUGAUGUAAUAAUACAGCCCAAGUCUCCAGCUGUGUUUAGAAACUCUGAGAGCAACAGCAGAGGAGAGGAGAGUCCCAUCAGCAUCGUUAAGGUGGAGUCAAUAGAUGAGCGAAUGCCUGAUAACUUUCAGAGUCGCGCAAGUCGCUCGCCAACACUGCGCUCACCUGAGCCACAACACUCCCUAAUAAACUCCACAGUGGAAACCCGGCCCGCCGAAAUCGCUGUCAAGCCCACAGCUGAAUAUUCGCUGUCCCCACCUGGACCCAGUGGCUCGGGGAAAGGGAAUCUUUGGGGAUGCUCAAGGAAUGCCGAUAAGAGUAUGCAGUGGUACCACCAGUGCCCGAAAUGUGCUCGCGUGUUCCGUCAGCUGGAGAACUACGCCAACCAUCUGAAGAUGCACAAGCUGUUCAUGUGCCUCCUGUGUGGAAAAACAUUUACCCAGAAAGGAAACCUGCACCGGCACAUGCGUGUCCACGCCGGCAUCAAACCCUUCCAAUGUAAGAUCUGUGGAAAGACUUUUACUCAGAAGUGCUCGCUGCUAGACCACCUGAACCUUCACAGUGGGGACAAACCACACCGUUGCAAUUACUGCGACAUGGUGUUUGCACAUAAACCAGUUCUCCGUAAACACCUGAAGCAGAUCCAUGGAAAAAACAGUUUUGAUAAUGCCAAUGAAGGCAGCUUGCUGGAAGGAAUAUAAAAUCAUAUUGUUGUCUAAAUAAAUUCUAUUAAUAUACAUGAUGCAGACAUAAUUCUGUAUAACAGUGGUUCUCAACUAGGAGGUCUGUUCUCAGUAAGGACGAUAAUUAUAACGAUAAAGAUAUCAUUUUUAAAUGUAAACGAAUAGCUGAGUGCACACCAGUACUAUAACAAUGGCGACUCAUUGGAACAAUAUUGUUGGAAUCACUUUCACUAUUUUUUUUUUUUUUCACAAAUUCAUUUUCCAAUGAUAUACGAUUAAAACAUUGACAGCCAAUCAGAAUCCAUUCAGUUUAAAAAAAAAGCACACAUUUAAAGCAGCCAACUGCAGGACUGCAUUGCACACAUCACAGAUAAUAUUAAUUAAAAUUCUAAAAACCAACAAAAACAAAGAUUAACUUGUUGCAUUUUUUAUUAUUUAUUUUAAAGAAAGGAUCAGGGGUACAUCAUUAACACAGGUACAUCAAAUAAGACAAAAAAGAUUGUGAACCACUGCUGUAAAUGAAUACACUAAAUUACAAUAAUGAAGUGUCCGCUGAUUGGUAGAUACAUGUAAAAUCAAAGUCAGGUUUAAUAUCAUUUUCUUUUUGCAUAUUGCAGAUCAAGGGAAAUGUAUUGAGUUGAUUUUGAAUGCUGCUGUGGCAUCAUUUGGCUGUGUUUUAUCUUUUGUAAAGAUUAAAAUAGAUUUAAGUAUAUCUGAUCAGACCAUAUUUCAGUUUUGAAUGCUAAUGUAUAACUUCCUCAGUUGCAGACAGCUGUAUUUGAACACUGUUGUGCAACUCUUUGUCUGUAAUAAAUGUUUCCAUGCUUCCAUCUGUGUAAAUAUGCCAGAAUCUGGAGAAAAUUGCUGGCUCACUAAUAAAUAACUGCAGAUACUGCAUGAAAUGUG
Messenger RNA from Carassius gibelio (silver crucian carp), 2250 nucleotides. RefSeq names its product zinc finger and BTB domain-containing protein 26. The transcript is spliced from 2 exons. The record is from RefSeq and is a predicted model, not a curated record. Gene Ontology annotation, biological process: regulation of transcription by RNA polymerase II. Gene Ontology annotation, molecular function: RNA polymerase II cis-regulatory region sequence-specific DNA binding; protein binding; DNA-binding transcription factor activity, RNA polymerase II-specific. Lineage: Eukaryota; Metazoa; Chordata; Actinopteri; Cypriniformes; Cyprinidae. The coding region runs from base 127 to 1362 and encodes 411 amino acids.